Molecule: messenger RNA, 974 nt
Organism: Neopelma chrysocephalum (saffron-crested tyrant-manakin)
Lineage: Eukaryota; Metazoa; Chordata; Aves; Passeriformes; Pipridae
Product: calsenilin-like
Exons: 7
Coding region: 176-895 (239 amino acids)
Biological process (GO): negative regulation of transcription by RNA polymerase II; regulation of potassium ion transmembrane transport
Cellular component (GO): nucleus; voltage-gated potassium channel complex
Molecular function (GO): potassium channel regulator activity; RNA polymerase II cis-regulatory region sequence-specific DNA binding; DNA-binding transcription repressor activity, RNA polymerase II-specific
Source: RefSeq, a predicted model, not a curated record
GCGCCGGGGGGGCCGGGGGGGUGGGCGAGUGCCAAGGGAGGAGGAGGAGGAGGGGGAGGAGGCAGGACAGGCGGGCACGGGCGGGCACAGCACCCGCCCUGCGCUCCCGCAGCACCCACUGCCCACACCCUGCCGGGGUCUGGGGGGGGAACCCCCAAACCCCCCCCCGGGGGCCAUGGGCAUCCAGGGCAUGGAGCUGUGCGCCGUGGCCGUGGUCAUCCUCCUCUUCAUCGCCGUGCUCAAGCAGUUUGGCAUCCUGGAGCCCAUCUCCGUGGAAGACAAUAGCGAUGCCGACGUGGAGCUCCCGACCAUCCGGCACCAACCCGAGGGGCUGGAGCAGCUCCUGGCCCGGACCAAGUUCACUAAGAUGGAGCUUCAGUCCCUCUACCGUGGCUUCAAGAACGAAUGUCCCAGCGGCCUCGUGGACGAGGAAACCUUCACACUCAUCUACUCACGGUUCUUCCCCCAGGGCGACGCCAGUUCCUACGCCCACCUCUUGUUCGACGCCUUCGACGCCGACCACAACGGGGCUCUGUGCUUCCAGGAUUUCGCCGUGGGGCUCUCGGUGCUGCUGCGGGGGACGGAGCAGCAGAAGCUGAAGUGGACGUUUGACCUCUACGACGUGAAUAAGGACGGCUACGUCACCAAGGAGGACAUGCUGGAGAUCAUGAAGUCCAUCUAUGCCAUGAUGGGGCCCUGCACCGAGCCCACCCUGCGGGCCAGCGCCCCGGCCCAGCACAUGGAGCUGUUCUUCCAGAAGAUGGACAGGAACGGGGACGGCGUGGUGACCUUUGAGGAGUUCCUGGAGACCUGCCAGGAGGUGGGGGGACUCCGGGGGAGCUGGGGGGCACUGCCACCCUCCUCCUCCUCCAUCCUGCCAGGCCUUGGAGUCUGAGAUCCCCCUGCUCCUCGUUCUGUCCCAGAGUGAUGUACUGGGGGGGGGGCAGGAGGGAUGGGGACAAGGGGGUGAUCCC